AUGGUGUUAGGGUCACAUAGACAAGUAUCAGCUGCAGUUGUUUCAUCUAGCAUCAAGUACAAGUACACAUCGACUGGCACCAUAUACACACCAAAGGACAUAUGCAGUGAUAUGUUACAUACUUUUGGAAUAUAUUUGAAUUACUCAAAAGUUUGGAGAUCCCGUGAACAAACAUUGAAGAUGAUUAGGGGUGAUCCGACAGAAUCAUUCGGUAAGAUACCAAGCUUCUUCUGCAUGCUCCGACAAAGAAAUCCUAGUACAGUCACAGAGUUGGAGAUCGAUAGUCACAAUAGGUUCAAGCCCGAAAUUCUCGUCGACGAUACUUAUUUGAAUGGUCAUUAUAGAGGUACCAUAUUCACAAGAAGGAUUGUGUUUUGUAUCAGACCGUAUGGCAGUAUAAAGAAAGUAAUAGAACAGGUGUAUCCAGGAAGUUGCCACGUUAUCUGCUCGUGUCAUUUGCUGCAAAAUCUAAAGUCAUAUUAUGGAAAAUCAGGGCAAGAUAUUAUGCAUGCGUUCAAUUUGGCCGUCCGCGCUUACACAUUAGAAGAAUUUGAAUACAACAUGCAACAACUAGACGCGAUGAAUGGGAAGAUUCGUGAUUACCUGGAUGAAGUUGACCCUGAAAAGUGGUUACGAAUACAUAUGCCGGCAAACAAAUACUCUACAAUGACACCAAACAUUAUAGAAUCAGUAAACGCGAUCACAAAGGUAUCUCCUUCCAACCAAACAGUAUUUUUCGUGAGCGAUGAAAGGUCUACCUUUGUUGUUGACGUUGAGCAACGUACAUGCACUUGCAGGAUGCUGCAGGUCGAUCUAAUGUUGUGUCCACGUGCAUUGGCUGUAAUUGCACAUACAAAAAGGGAUCUAUAUGCUUACUAUUCUUAUUAUUACACAAGGGAUGCAUAUGUAAAUGCUUACGUAAGUUCGGUUUAUCUUGUUGGAAAUCCAGACGAAUGGAGAGUGCCCGAUGAAGUAGAAUUGCAAAUUGUUUUAGCUCCUAACUGUUGA
Molecule: messenger RNA, 1008 nt
Organism: Olea europaea var. sylvestris
Lineage: Eukaryota; Viridiplantae; Streptophyta; Magnoliopsida; Lamiales; Oleaceae
Exons: 5
Coding region: 1-1008 (335 amino acids)
Source: RefSeq, a predicted model, not a curated record